UGUUUUACUCAAUUGCAAUGCUUUUUAAAACCUUAACUGUGGCAUUGUGUGUGAGAGAGAGUGAGUGUGGAUUUCAGUGUUUACUGGAAGGAAACUCAUAGCAUGAGUUCACAGAAUAGUUUUUUUUCUUUCUUUCUCCCCUCCUUCAAGGCUGUCCUCAGUGUGUCUGUCUGGAUCAGCCUCCUAGACACCACAACUGUGCCACGCAAUCCUUCCUCCACAUCCCUUUCUCGCUCUGUUUUCCUCUCUCUCUCCUCUCUGUCUCCGUCUUUCUGUGUCCACUUUCUCAGUAGUGGUCCUCUUUGCUCUCGUGGGGGAGGCUGAAAUAUCUGGUUUCCCGAACAAUGGAAACUCAAUCAGGAAAUGUACCCGAGGUGUUGAAAGAAGCUUGUUCGUCUCCUCUCUCCCUGCGGCCUGCAGACGCUAAAGAGGACCUAGAGGAGAACAGGCACAUUGAGAAGUUUGACAUCCCACUCAGCAGCCUGAAGCAAAUGUUUGAAAAACCACCGGCGCAACAUGUGGAAGUGAGAGGGUUUCACUCAUCCACCGGGAAAGUUGCAGACAAAUAUAGUGGUGUAGGGGAAAAAAUGUCAAAUCAGGAAUCAAACUUUGGUGACUCUGCAGGCAGCACAGGUGUUCCACCAUCAGGAGACACAUACACUGACUGUGAGACUGUACCUCUCAAGCAGAGACUGGCCCUUUACCAAGCUGCCAUUACCAAGGAGGAGAGAACCCUGUCUGUGGUCAUGGACAGCUCUGAGCCUUGCUCCCUGCCAGGUGGACUGGCCAGUGUGAAAAAACAGUUUGAGAGCCAAGAAUUCAGUUCCUCUUCUGCAUCUCAAAGCACUGUUACAGAAUACCACUACCAGCAGAGACAGGAGGUGGUGAGCUCAUCAGAGGUGACGUUGAAAAACAGUGUUAAAGAAAGCAGUACAGCAAAUGCUCAGGUUUCCCUGGACGAGAAAGUUCAUCAGAAUGUGGCCUCAAGUUUUGAGGAUCAUUAUGAUGAGAAAGUGAUGGUGGUUGGAGGAGAGAAUUUGUCACAGGUUUCUACUCAAGCUCUAAAACAGCAACAUGAGAAAAGUAUUGAAGAAGCCACUCCACCCAAACACAUCAAGAUUGAUCUUGAUUACAACCAGUGUCCAUGGGCCCCAGUAAAUAUUUCUUCAAAGACCUCUGCCACAGGUAGCUAUGAGACUGUGGGUAUCACUAAAAUGAUGCAAGAGGCUUCUACCUCCUCUGUGGCUUCUUCACAAUAUGAGUCAGUGGAGCAAUUCCAUCAACCAGUAUGUACCAUACAUCAACUUCCUCACCAAGUCCCAGGACGUUGUCCUUCCCCUAAGCCAACAGAUCAGCCUACUUCAAGUAAAUAUGCUGUUAAUAAAGAACAGUACUCCAAGCAGAGGAACCUCUAUGAACUUAAGCGUCUCUGCAAGCACAUUCACCCUGAGGUGCGCAAAAAUCUGGAGCGAGACUUCUUAACUGAGGUGACAGAGACAGAGCACACCUAUACUGACAGUGAUGAGGAGAUGUGCAGAGAUGUUCAGCAAGCACGGUAUGUUUUUGAGAACAGUGGAAAUACCAGUCCUGGCAAGUGCUUAAGCCCAGAGAGAGAGUAUCUGGAGUGGGACGAGAUCCUGAAAGGCGAGGUACAGUCAAUGCGCUGGAUGUUUGAGAACAAGCCACUAGAUACUAUCAAAGAUGGCACACCAGAUGAGGAUGAAGGCCAGAACAUUGCCCAACAGGAAAUCAUUGCUGGUAAAGAUGUGAGGUAUAACAUGUGGAUGUUUGAAACACAACCCAUGGACUCCCUAGGUACAGAAAAAAUAGACUCAGCAGAGCACAGUGGAAAACUAACAGAGCUAGCUAGGGGAGAUGUCCAAACAGCUACAUGGCUGUUUGAGACACAGCCUCUGGACUCACUUAAUAGAAUUUACCAAGAGGAUGAGCAAGAAACACAGGUGAUGUAUACUCAAGACAUUGCAGGGGGAGAUGUGAAGACUGCUAGGUACUUGUUUGAAACACAGCACCUGGACACCCUUGGACAUACUGAAACUAUUGACGAAAGACACUUCCUGCACCUGAAGUCAGAGUUUGAAGAGGUCAAAGGUGAGGUAAAGAAGACAACCAAGAUGUUCGAGACACAACCCAUGUGUGUAAUUCGUGGAGACUUUGGUGAGAUGCUGGAGAUUACCAAGGUCCGACGUGAGGAGACUGAGAAAGGUGAUGUAAGGACAUCACGCUGGCUCUUUGAAACUCAGCCUCUGGACCUGAUCAGCAAAGAUCCAACCAAGGUCAAAUUAAUCUGUGGAGUCUCCAUAGAGAAAAACUCUCAGGGUGGGGUCAACAGGGGAAGAUGGCUGUUUGAGACAAAGACACUUGAUCAAAUCAAAGAUGAGGAAUGGGAAAGCACAAAGAUGCAGAAGGAGGAGGUCAUAGGGGCAGAUGUGAGGAGACACUGCAUGAUCUUUGAAACACAGCCAAUGGAUAAACUUAAAGACAAUACCAAUGCAAGACCAGUGGACCCAGAAGACAUCAUGGGUGGUGAUGUUACCUCCGCUAAGCAUUUGUUUGAAUCAGUGCCAAUGGAGAACUUGAAAGAGUUACCAGAAGUAGGUAAGCUACAAAAAGUGGUGGCAUCAGAGGAAGAGAAAGGCGAUGUGAGACAUCAGAGGUGGUUGUUUGAGAGCAGACCCCUUGAACAGAUCAGAGAGGAUGAGAAAGAGAUUACACGGACUGUUAAUCUGGAAGAUCUUGAGAAAGGUGAUGUCACCAAUUACAAGGAGAUAUUUGAGACCAUGGAUCUGAGCAACUGCACAGAUGUACAGAGGAUACAAGUGGAGGGGGUCACCAGCGGGUCAGUGAAAUCAAAUAAAGUGUUAUUUGAGUCAGCUCCCUUGUAUGCCGUACAGGACAGCUCAGGGCACUACCAUGAGGUCAAAACUGUGCGGAGAGAGGAAGUUGUCAAAGGAGACGUAAGGAGCUGCAAGUGGAUGUUUGAAACCUGUCCUAUUGAUCAGUUUGAUGAGAGCAUCACUAAGUUCCAGAUAAUUAAAGGAAUAUCUAAAGAAGAAAUCCAAUCAGGUGAUGUAAAAACUGCCAAAUGGCUUUUUGAAACCCAGCCACUCGAUGGUAUUAAAUACUUCAGCAACUUAGAGGAAGAGGACAACAGGAAGAAUGAGAGCAUUGAGAUCCAAAGGGGUGACGUCAAAACAUGCAGAUGGUUGUUUGAGACCCAAUCAAUGGAUGCCUUGUAUGACAAAGCAGAGACAAAGACUGAGGACACCACAGACGUCCAGAAAGGAGAUGUUAAAACAUGCACAUGGCUUUUUGAGACUCAGACACUUGACAGCAUCAAAGAUGAGUCUGAGACAAUACUGAAAACAUGCACAGUAAAUCAGGAGGAUGUACAGGGCAAGGAUGUACGUCUAGUGCGUUUUCUUUUUGAGACUGAGAACCUGGAAAACAUAACAGAUGAUGAGGAUCAUAGUGGCUUUAAGCAAAUCACUGAGAUUGACAUUGAAUCUGGAGAUGUAUCGAGGAUGAAGUACAUCUUUGAGACACAGUCAUCUGAUAUCAUGACCUCCACAUCAGAGGAGACCAUGCAGAAACUGAAAUCCCAUCAAGCAGGGGACAUUCAGAAAGGAAAUGUGGUGAACUGCACCUGGAUGUUUGAAAACCAACCAAUUGAUUCUAUCACGGCAAAUUUGGAAGAAUCCAAGGAGGUACGCACAGUAACAGAUAUUCAAGGAGGUAAUGUCGACAAAGGUCGCUUCAUCUUUGAGACAUUCUCAUUAGAUAUGAUUCAAGAGGAGGCAUCUGAUACUGAGAUCAACAAACUCCAGAGCAUCAUAUGCAAGGAGGUUGAAAAGGGGGAUGUGAAAAACUAUACCAUGAUGUUUGAGACUCAACCACUGUAUGCUAUCAGGGACAAAGAAGGACAUUAUCAUGAGGUUACGACGGUCACAAAAGAAGAGAUUCUGAGAGGAGAUGUGCUUGGGGCAAGAUGGUUAUUUGAGACAAAGCCUCUUGACUCAAUUAGAAACACAAAUGAGGUUUAUGUAAUUAAAGCUGUUACUGAGGAAGACAUUCAAAAAGGAGAUGUUAGCACCGCGAGGUGGAGGUUUGAAACUCAGCCUCUAGAUGAGAUUACUGAAGAUAUGAAAGUUUCCGUUAAGACAGUCGCAGACAUUCAAGGGGGAGAUGUGAAAACAAACAAGCAGCGUUUUGAAAUGGAUGACCUAUCAAAUAAAUAUGUUAGAACUGUAAGUGUAAGUGAGAUUCAGAGAGGUAACGUGAGAAGUUCGACAUGGAUGUUUGAAACACACACCAUUGAUAAGAUCCGUGGUGAUGGUUCAGAGUACGAGGAGAUGGAAAAGGUGACACGUGAAGAAGUUGUAAAAGGUGAUGUUAAACAGUCUGUGUGGCUCUUUGAAAAAGAACCACUUGACUGUAUCAAGGAAGUUGAUGGAACAGAAACUGUAAUUUCUCAAGAGGAAAUCCCAAAAGCUGAUGUGAAGACAACAAAAUGGCUGUUUGAAACCACCCCCCUAACAGAAUUUAAUGAGAGCUGUGUAGAAAGAACAGAGGUCAUUGGCAAGAGUGUCAAGGCUACCCUAGAAGAGCUGCAUUCUCAGAAAAUGGUUGAGUCACAGGGAAUUCUGAUUGAGGCAGAUGAGAUUGGAGAUGUCAGAAUGGCUAAAUACAAACUUCUUAACCAGGACACCCCAGAGAUCCAGAAAGAAGAGGUAAUACAUGGAGACCUGAACAAUAUUAUGAUGAAUCUGCUCAACCGACGUGAGACAACAGAUAGGGGAAUAACCAUAGACAGUGAGGAAAGAGGAAACAUUAACUCAGCUGUUCAGCAGCUCUUUAACAAAGAGAAGGGUGGUAACAUGGAAAAAGAGGAGAUCAUCAGAGGAGACAUCCAAGAGGCUAUUAGUAACUUGCUGAAGCAGGAAGGAUCUGCAAAACAUGGUAUUCUGAUUCAAGAGGAUGAGAAAGGAGAUGUGAGAAUGACCAUAUACUCUCUGUUAAACAAAGAAAGUGGAAGUGGGGUUGAGAAAGAGGACAUAGUGAGAGGAAAUGUCCGUGGAACACUGCAUAGGCUGCUGGGUAAUGCUGAUGAAAAGGACCUGUCAUCUAAGAUAACCGUGGGAGACUCAGAGAGAGGAAAUGUCAGCUUUUAUUCUACUUGUAUUGAGUCUGGGGCAUUGGACUACCUUAGGCAAUUUCAGAUGGGGGCCGAUGAAAUCGUUGAGGGAAAAGUGAAAGAGAAGAUCAUCGGAGGUGAUGUAGAACAGACAAAACAGAUUCUAAGAAGGAGCCAGCAGACAAUUGGACGAACUGUUGCUGAAGAUGAAAUUGUUCCAGGUGAUGUUCAUAAUACAGUUCAGGUGUUUAUGAUGGAACCUGUGAUUUCCCUGCAUAACAUGCAGAAGGAGAAGAUAGUAAAGGGAGACUUGAGAGCAGCCCUUGACUCUCUUACACAAACUGUAAACCAAUGUGUUGUCACUGAAAAAGAGGAGAUAGUCAAAGGAGACAUAAGCACAACACUUAAGUCUCUUGAGGAUGCUCAAAAUCAACUCAAAGAGGUAGAAAAGCCUGAAAUUGUUCCUGGGGAUAUUAGGGGUGCAUUAGAAUCUCUUGAGAAAACAACAUCUGCAAAGACUGAGGUAGUCAUUGAAGAUUUGGUCCCAGGAGAUAUCAAAAAGACCUUGAAAUCCCUGGAGGAGGCAAAGCAGGCAGUGAAAGAGAUAGAGAAAGAUGAAAUUAUUAAAGGUGACAUCCAUACUGCUCUGCUUAGUCUUCAAGAGGCUUCAACUGAAAAGAGGGCCUUCCAGCACCAAAUAAGUGAACAAGGUGAUGUGAAAGGCACAAUUCAGCUCUUACUGGAGCCUACAUUGUCCCCACGUAUGCAGAGGCGGCCAAGCACAGAGGGUGACAUAAAGUCCUCCAUAAAAUCUCUUUAUGACCAGGAGCAAGUACAAAUUGAGAAAGAAGAUGUGAUAAAGGGAGAUGUUCAGGGGACCAUUAAAUCCCUGAUGAGGAAAAAAGAGCAGCUGAGCCACAAAUCAAAAAUGAAUCCUCAUAGGAAAGAACAAUUUCACAUGAAGAAUCCAGUUCCAACUCAAAAAUGUGAAAUAUGUGAAUGCAUGGCUGGACUUAAAAAUGAGGAAAAGCCAGAAAAUCCACCUCCAGUGAAAAACAUGACACAGCGCAGCGUGCAAAAUACCUUAGAGAUCAAAUCUUCAGAAAGUCAGACUUCAUCUGAAGAGCAUCAUUCUACUAUUAAACAGAUCAAUACAGCUAGUCACUCUGAGCCAUCACAAGGCUCUCAAAAGAUAAAUGUGAAGGAACAACCUAUAAAGCAAAAACAAAAAACUCCUAGUACAGUGCUAAUAAAGAAGAAGAAUGUUGGAGGUCAGAUGAGUGAGAAGAAAUCUGAAAGUACAACUGUGUCUUCAGAAAGUACAUCAAAGGAGGUAUCACAUACUAAUAUUAGCUUGAUGCAAACUGAGGAGAUAAAGACAGUCACACAGGUACAGACAGCUGCGACAACAGAAAACACCACUAUAACCCAGAAGAAGAACAUAAAAAAUUUAAAAUCAGAGAAAAAUAUUAAGAGCUUGAACCGUAAUCUCAGUCCCAAGGGAAUGAUUAAAAAAGUGAAGCCACAGCCAGAGAUUCACUUUCCUCCACCUCCAACCUCUCCUCCACCUCCCUCUGAAUCAGAGCUCUCUCUUCCUCCUUCUCCUCCUUCCCCUGUGGUAGAAAGUGAUAUCCAGCCAGCCCUCUUGCCACGCCCUUCUCUGAUAAUGAGACAGGACAGUGACCUUCCCCUUCCACCGCCUCCACCACCCAUCAUGGAGGUAGACACCGAAUUCUUUCCCCCACCUCCUCCACCUCAAGAACCUCUGCCCCCUCUUCCAUCCCAACAAGAACUCAGCUCAGUCACCCUGGGUGGAAAACCAAAGGGCCAACCUCUGUUCAAAAAGCCUAAACCUGAGUCUCCAAAGGAACCACUGCCACCAAAAUAUAAAUGGCAGAAAAAGCAAACUGCUCCCGCACCGCCACCAUUAUCUGUGGCAAAACAGAGUGAAACAGUUACAUCCAACAUAGCCAUAGUCACUGAAACUACAGAGAAAAUCACCAAGAAAAAUGGACUGGUUAAAUCUAUUGGGUCACCAGCUUCAUCUGUUACUAAAGCUUCCCCAGUGAUUCCUGUACUACCAGCAGCAGCUCAGGAACCAUCACGCCCUAAAAAAGUAUUUGUUCUGCCACUGAAACUCCCACCUCCUCCUGAGCCUGCUAAUUUAAAAGCAAGACCUUAUGCAAGUAAAUUCAAAACUCCACUCAUGCUUGCAGAGGAGAGAUACCGCAAACAAAGAGAGGAGGCUGAAAAGAAUAAGGGAGGAUGUACUCCUACUUCACCUCCAGCUACGUCACCAUUUAAGAUCAGUGAAAGGAAGGCAGAAGCAGAGACAAGCACACACAAUUUUGAGGAGUUGCAAACAGUUAAGAAACAGCAAGAGCAAUCUAAUAUAACAGAGCCUCAACAGAACCCGGCCAUGUUGCCAGACGAUACAGCAGAAAAAGCUGGUCCCCCAAAAAGUCCACAACUCCCUCCAAAACAAAAGUCACCUGCAAAUUUUCAGAUAAGUAAACCCUCAUUUCCCAAAGUUGGAAAGAAAACAACCAAAGAAUCUAGUGGUGUCUUUGAUAAAAAGCAGGAAUCUAUCACUGCUUCUUUAGAGAUUAAAAGCCAUCCAGCCCCUGUUCCUGAGCAGGUUGGGGGUAUCCAAUCUCAGUUGGUACAAAAAGAGGGUGUACAGUCCACAACAAGACUGAUCACUGCUUCUGCUCAAGCAGAAGAGAUCAAGAGCCCAGACAGUUGUGUUGCUCAAGGAGUCAAGAAGGUUCUAAUUCAACCCACAAAGAUCCCAAAAGUGACUCCUAGCUUUAAGGUGAAAACUUUUAAGGUAGAAAUGGCAGAGGAACAGGAGGGCAGAAAGAAAUCAACUCAAAAUGAGCAAACAGUCACAGAAGUAGAAACACGUGAUAUCUCUCAAGUGUGCAUGGGUCAAGAGACCUUCAAAAAAUCUACCAAUGCUGUGGAAAAGACUGAAGUAAAAGUUGAGAAAAAGGAGGAAGUAAGGCAAGCCAAUCAAGAUGUCAAAAUAGAAGUCAAGUUAAAGAAACAAAAACAAACCUUAAUUAAGCAGCCACCACCUGUGGCACCAAAACCAUCGGUUGAGAUGCAUCAAGAACAACCGUCUAUGACUAUGGAAGUACCUGUACAUCAAGGACAAUGGCAGACAACAGUCAUUCAAUCCCAUCAGACAGUGAGAGAGGAACAUGUCCAGAUUCACAAAGAGAGAAUGGUCAGUCAGAGUUCAGUUCAACAAAAUAGCACUCAACAAAAAGGUCAGGUCCAGAUCAAAAAGCAGGUAAAGCCUCCACCACAGCCUCUAAGUAGAGAGGAAGACAUAAAGCAGUCUAUACAGAAAGAAGAACAUGAUAAAAUGGAGGUUUCAGAAUCAAAAGUGUCAGAUAGUGUAACAAUUACAACUGAAGGCACGCAUGCACACAAAUGUAAAGAAAUUCACAAGUUGUUGAGUUAUAUGCAAGAGUUGGAAGAAGCCCCUGGAAAAAUUAACCCAAAGACAGUGAAGACAAUGCUAAGUAUGGUUCCUGAUUGGCUAGUUGGUUCUGAGGAGAUGGCUGAAUUAAACCACAUUCAGUACAACAAGCAGAACAUUAAGGAGGUCAUGGCCUAUAUGCAGAACCUUGCCCAGGCUAAACUGAAUUUUUUAGAAGGAAGUUUGUCUGUUUUCGAGAUGCCAAAGAGUGAGCCAGCACAGGAGAAGAAAAUUGUUAGUGGAGCCACACAGAAAAUAUCUAAAAUUACAAUUGGCUCAGCGAAAAUAGAGACUCAGAAAAAAGUAGUGGAGGAGACGAAGACAGAGUGGCAGAGUGAGUCAAAGGUUACAGAGCUCAAAAUGCCACCAGAGCUAAGAAGGCGAACACCGUCACCCACGUUCAUCUGCAUUGAGUCAGCCAAGAGGACAGACUCUCCCUUGAGAGUGACCCCAUCACCCCCUCCCUAUUACAGAUCAGGCACCACACCAACACCUCCACCUCGCUGGUCUGAUACACCGACAUGCCUGAAUCAAUCCACACCUUCCCCCACAACGAGUCGCUCUGAGAAGCUAGCUAAACUGAGAGAUACAACAGCCAAACUUUCUCAAGGCAUGACCCCACCACCCAUGUCUUUAGCUGAGCAUAUGUUGAAGGCCCAAACGGACUUGGAAGGGUCUCGUUCUUCCAGCCACUCAGAGAUUAGCAUGGAGACUCACUUAAUGGAAUCAUCUCUGAUGGAUGUCACAGAGAUCCAUGGGGACUCUAUGACGACCGUAAAAGACAAGCGUGAAUUUUUUGAGGAGGCUCAGAAAGCGGAGGUUAACCGUGCAUAUGUACGGAAGGGUCCCAUUGACAUUCCAGAGCGUCUUGGACCAGAUGUGGAAGACAGUGAGCCGGAGAUCCAGAGAUCCAUAGAUGUCCAUGAGAGGAUGUUAGAGGACUUGCCCAGAGUUGACCUGUCUGGGCUUGUUAACAAGUUUGAGUCUCCACAGCCUAAAGUUUAUGUUCGGAAGGAGCCUAUUGUUAUUUCUGACAGACUGGGAAGUGACAUAGAAGAAGAUGAACCCGAGAAGAAGCCAUCCUUGGUGGAAGACAUUCCAACCUUUGAUAUUAAUGCCCUCAAGAAUGUCUUUGAAUUGGGUGAGCAAGCCCACCAGUACCUAAGGGAAGAGAGAAAGUUUCCUGAAAAACAAGAAGAAUCUAUUGCACCUUCAGGGUUCUCAGAAAUUAGAUCUGUAACUGAGCACUUCUCCACUGCAGAUGAGUUUGGAAACACUGUAACAGGGUCAAAGAAUGAGAUGACCUCCCACUCUCAAAGUGUGACAACCCUUUGUGAUCCACCAACUUAUGCAGAUGUACUAAGAGGGAAUGUUCCUGUUCUGGACGUUCCACCUGAAACUUCUGCAGAGGAGUUCUUGAAGAGCUUCCAGCAGACAUGGGCAGAGAGUGAAAAUGUCUUCAAGAAUUUGGGCUUCAGUUUAUCUGAACAACACAGAACACAGAGUGUUUCAAACCAGAACCAGGCUUUAGUAACCGAAAAUAUGUGUGCCAGAGUCCGAACUGUGUCGGGUAUGUCGGAAGAGGGUGUAUCCCAUGGAGUCUCUCAUAGCGGACAAGCAAAACUUCCAUAAAAGCUGUUUUAGAUGUGCCCACUGUAGCAGCCAGCUCAGCCUUGGAACAUUUGCUUCUCUCCAUGGCCGUAUGUAUUGCAAGCCACACUUCAAACAACUUUUCAAGUCUAAAGGCAACUACGAUGAAGGGUUUGGUGAAAGGCCCCAUAAGGAACUUUGGGGUACAAAAAAAAAGAACAACUCAUCAG
Molecule: messenger RNA, 10462 nt
Organism: Xyrauchen texanus (razorback sucker)
Lineage: Eukaryota; Metazoa; Chordata; Actinopteri; Cypriniformes; Catostomidae
Product: xin actin-binding repeat-containing protein 2-like
Exons: 10
Coding region: 345-10274 (3309 amino acids)
Biological process (GO): actin cytoskeleton organization; actin filament organization
Cellular component (GO): focal adhesion; stress fiber
Molecular function (GO): actin filament binding
Source: RefSeq, a predicted model, not a curated record